GAACAUCAGCGAUUUGAUCUUCAAAAGGCUUAUGUGCGAGAUCCGAGGGAUUCUUCCUUCGAACUCGUAAUAAACGGUACUGACUGGGUUGUGCACAUUAAUUUCACUAAACAUCGUCAGGAUACUGCCUUCGUACUUCGAAAUCUAACAAUUAAUCAUGGAGAUGAAACUUAUUCGGCAGAUUCUUCACCGAAGUUCAUGACAUCUCUAUCAAAAAUGUUUGUGUGCUCAUCUCAGAUCGAAAUCCCAUUGGACAAUGGCGUCUUGCUCUCUCUGGCAAAUAUUACCUUACAAGCCUUUAAUCUCCAACAUACAACUGAAACUGAGAUUUGUCCUCGCGACAUGAAGGCUACUUUUCCGGUGACUCAGUUGACGGGUGCUACUCUGGGAAUCGUGAUUGGAGGUGCAAUUGUGGCUUUGGCUGGCGUUGCUGUUCGAAAGCACUUUCGCUCGAAGAACGAACGCACACCUAACAUUAUGUGGUGCGUCAACCCGGCGCGUAUGGUUGUGGACGCCUCUGGAAAGGCGCAAGAGAAGGAAGGCAGGGAGGCGAUAAACCAAUGCUUGAAGUCUCUUCAGGCCUCUGGCUAUAUAACAAAUUCUACAUACGAUCAGAUUUGGCUCUCGACCCCAUCUUACCGAUAUCUUGGCUUGUGUCCACACGAUGCAGCUAUGGUGGGCAUGCUGCUAGAAAUGCAAGCGCACCUCAGUUUCCUCUACGCUGGAAAAGACGGGCGGUUGGGCUGUCAGAUUGUUUCACUUGCACCACCUACGAAUACUUCAUCCGGCUUCUCUGUCGUGACCCCGAGGAACGCCUCGCGUCCAAUACACGCUGAGGAGGUGGAGGCGAAAAGAGAACUCAAUUACACCAGUUUAGCGAUAAUUUCAGACGAUGGUAUGACUUUUUGUGGCAACAGAACUCGAAAGAUGGGUAUUUAUUUGGAUCCCGCUGGAGACGGCGUCCCCUGGGUGUUGGAAUUUACGUGGAGUCGUAAGCCUGAGUACUAUGAAGACGGAGAGGUAGGGUGGAGUAGUGUGGGUGCCCAUCUUGGAGCACUCUCUGGUACCUUCGGUCUCACUGAAAUCCAACUUACGUACAGUCUCUCCUCAUUAUCCAUUCUCCAAGCGGCUAUCGGUAGCAAUGAAGUCGUAGCAACAAGCAAAAAUUUGGAUCGAUUUCGUGCACGAGCUGGAGACUUUUACCAAUGCGCCUCCAGCAGGCACAUUGUCCUCACAUCAUUCCUGAAUGCUUCCAAGGAGAAGUUUAUAAAUCGAACUAGAAACCAAGGCAUCUCCUUUAAUGAUACAAACGUAGUCUACGUCGUCCUCACCACACGCCACAUUAAACUUCAGUCAUUCGGAGAUUUCAAUCGGAACAGUUUUACCGGAGCGGUUCUGACUCGCUUAUAUGAUCGCGACAAGGAACUGCAGUCUUAUGAACUGGAAUACUGCAAAAUGACUAACAAGGGCCUCUUACCUUCAGCUUCAACUCCCAUUCGAAGGGAUGAAAUGAAAGUCCUCAGCAGGAAUUGCACAUUACCAGUCUAG
Molecule: messenger RNA, 1548 nt
Organism: Hydatigera taeniaeformis
Lineage: Eukaryota; Metazoa; Platyhelminthes; Cestoda; Cyclophyllidea; Taeniidae
Source: the annotation of a GenBank genome assembly